This is a messenger RNA of Cyprinus carpio (common carp), 8835 nucleotides long. RefSeq lists its product as uncharacterized. The record is from RefSeq and is a predicted model, not a curated record. Gene Ontology annotation, cellular component: cytoplasmic vesicle. Gene Ontology annotation, molecular function: protein binding. NCBI's taxonomy places the organism in Eukaryota, Metazoa, Chordata, Actinopteri, Cypriniformes, Cyprinidae.
GACGAGAGAGAGAAGAAGGGAGGGGAGGGCUGGAUGACGGAGCGAUAGACAGGAGGAAACAGAAGAACGCCGUAUAAUAAUUUCAGAGUCAUGGCUUGUGCGAUGGAAUAGAGCUCGAGAUCAAGAAGAACGCGUACUUUAUAUACACUUCUGGAAAUGAGGUAUUAACUAGAUCCAAGAUGUGACCCCAUAUGUUUUCAAACUCCUUAGAAAAACACAAGAAUAAUAAUCAGGACAUAAAAACGAUCCCACCAUGCACCCCUCCUCUCGACCCUCUGUGCCCCCACGUUCCCGCAGGUUUUUCAAUAGGCGUACGGAGGUAAAACCAAGCCAAGGGGCUAAGAGGGAGGACAAAAACAUGAACACAGCAUCUUCAUCCCCUCGUCGUGGCACUCGGGGACCACCUGAGUCUUCCAGGUUGAAGGGCCCCAGUCAAGGUGCACGAGCACUAGUGGUUAAAUCCAAACUGGUGCGGCCACAGAAGAAUGGUGCUCACGCAAUACCAGCAAUCUCAAAACCAAAAAGUGGACACACUGUUUCAAACCUAGUCCCAGCUGUGGAUCCAAACUGUAAUGAGCCCAGCCUACCUUGUCUGUGUUGUGAUGGCCAUUCACCUCAGGAUAGCAACAGCCUUUUUAAUCACAAUCUUAACAACAAUAACACUGCAAAUAUCAGGCAACAAAUGAAGCUGACACCCCCACCACCCCCACAGAAGGAAUUGGCAGUCCCAAAAAAAGACAUCAAAGAAGAUGAGAGUAAGCCAGAAGUAAAACAACCCCAUGUCAUCCCAGUGGAGGAGAGACAGGAGGACAAUGGCAAUGUGGAUGAAAAAGAGGGUGGCCAGCUCAAAAAUGAUGACAGUAGUGUAAAUGUGAAUGCUAAUGUUGAUGAGAAUGGCAAUGGCAAUUGUAAUGGUGAAAAUGGUGAAGAUGAUGAAGAUGACAACGACGACGAAGAUGAUGAUACUCUUGUCCCUUCUUGCUGCAACUGUCCAGAAUCCAUGCUGAACUUCUCCCUUACAUCUUUUACCUCAUCUUCAUCCACAUCCAUCAGCAGCUGCUCAGAUCUGGAGUGUGACUGUCCUGAUACACUUUCAUUGUCAUCCCAGGACCAAGAGGCCACUGAAUGCCAUCCGUCAUCUCGUUCCCCGGUCUCCAGUUGUCCUGCCUUUCAGUCCAAUGCCUUACCACUAGAUCUCAACACUUCUGCAAGAUCACCUUGCCCUUCUGAUGAAGGCUAUCCCUCAGCCCCUUGCUCUCCGUCCUCUGACUACAUAGAGAGCAAGGGAUCAGAAGAAGGAAAAUGUAUUAAAGUGGAUCUCCUCCAUUUUUUAGACUCCAUAGAAGAGUUGGGAAAAAUGGAUCUGUUCUACCGCAUUGUUAGGCUGGCACACUGGGAACUGGAUGGUGAGCUGAUCAUCAGAGAUAGAUUGGAUCACCAGCAGAAGCUUCAGAGGGUUAACAAAGAGGUGAAGUUGGCUUAUCUUGUGAAACUUCAGGAGGAAGGUUUAGACUUUGAUGAUGAGGAUAUCACUGGAGUUUUGGAUGAAAUGGGCAACAUUGACAUUCCAUGCAAGUUGUAUAAAAGCAACAAAUCAAGUGAAUCCCAGGAAUUUUCUGAUGCAGGGGUAGAUAUGACAGCCCCUUCUGAUCUUGAUGAAACCCCUGCCUCGGAUUCACUUGCUCCAUCACCAUUGGAGCCUCCUCCUCUGCCCCCAAAACCUCCAACGAGGCAUGUGAGUGCCCACUCAGAAUCACACUCUUACGAGAACAUCAGCGGACAUGUUUUCUCAGUCUCAUCAACCAAUGACGCUACUAAUGUCUCUACAAGAGUUCCUACCAUGCCUGCAUUGUCAUCCUCACCCCCAGCUUUAAAACCUCCUGCCCUUCCUCCUCCUCCAUCACAGCCUGUGCCCUACUUCACCCUAAAUACAGACAGACCUGCUCUCACCUCCCCCACACCACCCAUUCCUCCUCCAAGAAGACGUCAUAAAGCCCGUCUAGAAGCUCAGAGACUUGCUGAGCUUGAAAGAGAAAAGACUCCUCUGUCCCUUCCACCGCCAGUGUCCAGACCUCCUCCAUUGCCACCUCCACCUGCGAUGUCCUCGCCUCCAGCUGUUCCAUCUCCACCAUCACUCCCGCAGCCUCCAUCUUUUCACACUCUGGAUGUGGAAAUCCGAAAGUUGCUUGCGUUAGCAGGCCUCACUCAAGCUGAAUUGCUUAAACUUAGUCCCGAGUUGGGUGUUUGUGUAGAUGUUGUCCUGGACAAUGAGCAACAGCCAAUGUCUGAUGACUCUCAGAUUGGAGAAAUCAGUGUAAACAGGACACACAAGGAAGAAGGAGUAGAUAAGGGGUUGCAUUCCAGAUUGAAAGAAGGAUCCAUAUUUGGGAAAGACAGGUCUACAGGUGCAAAUGAAUUACAUACUCUCAGUGAAAAGGAAAUUUGUAAAGAUGAACAGAAGGAAGCAAACAGGACAACAUCCUUCACAGAAAUGGCAAGACGACGUAAGAGAAAUGGUGGACACUGUAAUCAUAGCUGCAGCUGUGGUUUUGGAUCCAAUGUAAGCCUAUCUCCCAGCUCAUAUUAUAGCACUGAUCUUAGCAAUUCAAACAUCCCGAAUGUCAGCUUUGGAAGCUUUGAUUAUACUUCAAUGAUUUCUGAUACCCCUCCUCCUCCACCUCCACGACCAUUGCCCCCUUGUCCACCAAUUUCCUCCAAUCCUCCUGAACUUCCUCCUCUCAAGCCUUGCACUCUGCCUGCCAAUGCAUCUCGUCCAGAUAGGUUUGACUGGCUGAUAGCCUUCACCCCAGAUACAGAGUCGCCACCUCUUGAGAUGCGAAAAUCAUUGAACGAUGGCAUGUUGCAAAAAGGCCCAUCUUCAACUUCAGGCUCAAAAGUCACAACCUUUAAAGAAUUACGCAACAGAAGCAAACAGAGCUCCCAGCCAGCUCCUGUUCAACCAGAACCUGAUCCAACUGUUAUCACCCCAGACCCUGAUUUCCUGUACAACCUUAAAUGGAGAAGAGAGAAGAUUGAUGGGGAUGGCUGGGAAUAUACUUCCCAAGCACAAGCCUCAUUUCUUCCGCCACCACCCACUCCUGCCUCAUUGUCUCUCUUUAGGGAAAUGUGCCGCCUGAAUAUACAAGAAGAUUGCCCAGCAGAACCUAAAGUGUCCCAACAAAUUGGCUCUUCAGUAAGUGAAGGCAGCCUUAGGACUAUUUGUGAUGAAAGAGAUAAAGCUGUUCACACCAAGAAGAUGGAUGAUGAAGAAAAAGUUGAAGUUAGGGGAAUGGCAGAUGGAGCAUGGACUUUGGAAACCAGAACAUCAGUGUCCUCACCUCCCUUGUCCCUCUCCUUGACCUCGCCUUAUUACCUGCACUCUGCUCCCCUGUCCCAGUUUUACCACAUUGACAUGAACAGGGAUCGUGCCGUGAACCAUUGUGAGGGUUCUGUAAACAUCUCAAACCCGUUAUGCAUAAAUUCCGCUUUUGACUUAAGCAAAGAUGGCUAUACUGACUCCCUGUACUGUGCUGGCCCAGAAAACAAUACGUUUUUGUUCUGUAAACAAGAAAAUGAUCUCAAUGGUAACAUGGAUUCUCUGUACCACCGCUGUAAUCAUCCUGACAGCUUCCUAGACUCAUACAUCUGUGGGCAUGAUUUUGACAGCACAAAAAACAUUUUCUGUCCACAUAACAGUGGAGUCGAUUCACUCAGAAAUGAUGAUUCACUUUACAGUGAUGCCAGAUACACAAGAAGCACCCUAAAGCUGUUCACUGACCCUGAACCACCAACUGACAUUAACACUCUCACUGAGGGCGACAUAACGCCGUACAAAAACAUUGACAUGCAGACUUACAUAACUAUGCGAAACCUCAAAAAUCAGAGCUAUGCAAACAAAAACAGUUAUAAAGAUGUCGACUCGCUGUUUGAUUUGAACUCAGACAAUAUUGAAGACUCAAAACAACCAAUCAACCCGUUUUUUGACCACAACAGCAAUGAAAACACAGCACAGAACAAACAGCAGCUUGUAUCUUUCCCUGCUUACUACCUUUAUCACCCCAAAAACUGCCCCUUGCAUAAAGGCGCCCCCCCACGGCUUUCCCCCGUAGGAGCGAUCUCGCCUCCCCACAGGUCCGGGCCUCCAGUUCCAGGCACAGAUGUUGCCCGUCUCUGUUCACCCCUGUUCCCCCGCAGUCACACCCUUCCUGCUCUUGCCGCCCCCCUUUAUUACCCUUAUCUGUACACUCCCCCUGUUCAAGCCCCUCUGCGGGAGCCAUCGGUCCCCAUACUUCCUUCUCAGCAGAGUCCACCACCGCUCACUUUGACUGUUCGCAGCUUCUCAUUUGCCGGCUCUGAGCAGAAGAACGCGGCCUGGAUGGGAGAAGAUGUGAGGCCCUCACUAAGUGCUGAAGGGCUGUCUUCUGCCUGCCUGCAAGAAAAGAAAAUUCUUGUCAAUUCUGUCAGUGUGGCAGUGGAAGCCAUUUUGGCUCAGUUCAGUUCGUCCAGGACUGUUGUACAGAAGUUUCACUCAGUAGAUAAGACUCUUUCUGGAGACAGCAGUGUAAAUCCCUGUCUGGGUCGUCUGGUACUGCAGUGCCUUUGCCCAGCCCUGCGCAGCCUGCUCUCUGAUGGACUCAAGCCCCACCAGAGUGACCUCAUUGCAGGCAGAAGGCCAAAUUCACCCUGGGGAUUGGUUCAGGCCUCCACCAAACCAGGCCCGAGCACACAGGCUUUGCACAACCUUCAGACUAAAGUAGCAGGGCUUCCUCAGCUUAAGCAGAGCAGACACAAGUUCAACGCAUUCCUGUUUGGCCUUCUCAAUGUCAAGCUCCUGGAUUACUGGCUUUCACAUCUGCAGUCUUCCAGUGAUGUGUUGGAGACAUAUUACCGCCCCACUUCCUUCAUGCGUCUCUCACUAACUUCUUGCCAGCCUCUUUUUGAGGAGCUACUCCUCCUUUUGCAGCCUCUCUCUCUUCUGACCUUUAACCUCGACCUGCUGUUUCAGCAUCACCACCUUGACCCCUCCUCCCCGACUCUAACCCCAGCCAGUCACACAUCUGAGAUAUAUAGUCCACCAAAUGAAGACUUCAGCUUCCACUUGUCACCCAAGGGGCUUUUCCAAGGAAGUAGCCAUCAUCUUGGAAGCGUGUUACAGCAAGACCAGGGCAGUUUGAGUUUAGAUCUCCAAUCAGGUCUCACGAGUCACAUUCUUGAUCUGUCAGCCUAUCGGAAUCCAAUUUCGCUGUCAUCAGGCGACACCAAGGAGGAAGCCAGUCUGACAUUAUCAUGGUUUAAAGGGAGUGAGAGCUCCAUGCCUCUUAAUGCCGGAAGCCUUUCACAGCAGGCAGGCCAGGCUCUUCAGCAAGGCUGGGGUGCAGUAAUGCGUUUUGGGGAGCGUUUAGGGCAGAACUUUGGUUUGGCCACCAGCACAGAGGUUGAUAAAAGUCCAAACUCACCAGGAGACUUCAAGACUGGCUUCUCGCUGAAUCCAAAAAGUCCAGAUGAAAAGAGGCAGCAACCAAGAGACGAUCUUUCCUUGAAAGAUAAUGGAGCUGCUGUUCCCUGGGGUCUGGGACGGCUCUUUGGAGCUUCUAAGAGCCCCAACAACCCACCAGCAAGCAGGCGCCCAUCUCAGUGGCUCUCCCCAGGAGCAUCCGUCCUUUCCCGCAUAGUGAAUCUUGGCCAGGGUUCUCCGCCUGAGAAGAGAGAGCCCCAGAGAAGCAAAGAUAAGGAGGAAGAUGAGAAGGAAGAGAUUAAUGAAACCGGAGAUCAGCCAAAGCCCCUGAUGAUGGUCCGAACUCUGUGUGACCAUACAGGCGCUGGAGCAGAGCUGAGCUUCAGGAAGGGGGAGGAGCUUGUCCUGUUGGGAGGCGUGAACCACGACUGGAUUCGAUGUCGUCAAGGUCACAAAGAAGGCCUUGUUCCCAUUGGUUAUGCUUCACUUAUCAUGUGACUUAUCUUUAAUUUUGCCUGUAUGUUUGUGUGAAAGAAUAUCAGGGGAUAAUGUAUAAGGAAAAAUACCAUAUAUAGAUGUAGUUAUUAGUAGCCUUGUUAAAUGUUUAUCAGUUUAUCUCUGACCCUCGUUGCCUGGUUUGUGACGUCUGGAAUAUUUUCUGUGAUAUAUAGGAAACUGUAUAAAUCAUAAAUAUAUAUUUAGAUUUUACAAAGAUAGAUAGACAGAUAAACAAGAAAUAGAAAUGGGUAAUGAAUAAGAAUCAAGUUUAAAAAAAAAAAAAACAUCAUAGUGUAUUUAUUAUUAGGUGUUGCCAUAACAAACAGCUCACCUGGAAUCUUACUUAAAAAGCUCAGCGCAAAGUUACGUAUAUUCGUAAAACAGCAUUUCAUUAUAAUUUUAAGUCUAAUAAACCACCAGUAUGCAUAUGUGACCUAUUUUAAUCCGAAACUGUGUGUAAAGCCCCUUAAAUUUCUUACCAUAUCAUCAGCACAAAGGCAAGCACGUCUUCAUUAUUACAAAGGAAUGAGUUUUGGUUAUUUUGGGGCUGCAUUAGUACAUAAAUGACAGAUUUACUCAAGUUAACUCUUGAAUUUAUUAUACAAUUAAUAUUUUAUUUUUAUUUAACUGUUUAAUAAGAAAUGACUGGCUAAUCAGUCUAAAAACUAACUGCUUGACAAUUUAAAUAAAUAUUUUUUUCCUUAUAAUAUUAAUACUUUGUUGUCUUAAUUUGUACACCAACAGUUAAUAGAUUAACUUCUGGGGCCCUAUCAUACACCCGGAGCAAUGCGGAGCAAAUGUUUUUGCUAGUUUCAGCCCGAUGCAGUUCUCAUUUUCCCAUCCUGCGCCGCGUUGUUUAAAUGGCAAAUGCAUUCGCGCCCAUUUGUGGGCCCAUGGGCGUGCUGGUAUAAAAAAGAGGUCAGUUCAUGCGCAUUGUUGGUGCGUUGCUAUUUUAAGGAACUGAAAACAGACUGCGCCAUAGACCAACUCAAACCUGGUCUGAGGUCUGGCGCAAUAUUUUUUCUUUGUAUUUUAAAAAGCGCAUUAGUAAUAUGCGCUUAAAGGCGGGUGCACAAUGCACAUACACUUUGCUUAUUACACAUACAGGGACGAGCAGCAGCACACAAACAGCGAACCCACCAUGACACGAGCGCAACUGGUUUUAAAGGGGAUGGGAGAUGACACUCUGAUUGGUUUAUUGCACGUUACGCCCAAAAAACACCCAUUGCUCAUUAAGAGAAUAGGGACAACCCGUUUAGACCAUGUGCCCCGGGUGCCCAGAAUGUUUUCCCAUCAUUAAACUAGCAAAAGUGGAUUUGGACAUGCCCUGAGUGCACCUGCGCCGCACGCUUCAGACCAUGCACUUAGAUCAUUAAAAUUGGGCCCUUGGUAUUGCCUGAAGAUGCCCUUAUAUACACCCUUUUAUAUUAUCUCACUUACCAAGAAAAAAAUAUUCUGUUUGAAAACCGACAUUAUUAUUCUCUUAUCGUUAUUAUUGUAACUCUCAAUGGUAACAGUCAGAUGUACGUAUUAGAGUGGUAGUGUGUAGAUAGAUGAUUCUUUUCUAUUUCAUACAGUGUGAUGGCUACUGUGGUAAGAUCUGUAUCACCAUGAGCUUGAUAGUGACUAUGCAUACUCUGUACUGUACUGUUUAUGAGGCUUGUUGCUGGAGAAACCAUUAUAUGAUUGAUAGCAUUCAUGAUUUUCUUUUCAAUGGAUAUUCUGCAUCCGUAUAACGCUUUGAAUCAGGGGUUUUACAUACUAAACCUGCAUGAGUGUGUAUGAAUGUGUGUAGCAAAUGUCAAGUAUUCAUCAAUACAACUUAUUAGUGUGCACGAAUGCUUUCACUCAGACUACAAAUGCUAAAGGAAUAGCUCAGGAUUUUAGUCGUUGUAGUGGAAAGGUGAUUUUAAAUGGAGCUUGCUUAUUGUUGUUCUUUAAAUGGUCCUCUGUGUUUCCCACAUGUAUGAAUUUUUGUCACACCUCUGACUUGGCACUGCUAAUCAUAAAUAUAUUCAGACAAAAUGAGAGAAUAACCCGGUCAUGUUCGCGUGCCAGUCCGCAUGGAGCAUCACACCACAUAAUGAUAUGCCUUCUGGAUUAUUCCAACCAAUAGCAAAAAAAAGCAGUGGGCUACAGUAGCAGUAACCAAUUCACAUUGCUGUAUAUAUAAGUAAAAUUAAUGUAUGGGAUUUAUGUAUGUAUGAGUAUGUCAAGGGACAGUGAUACAGUUUUUUAGGAUAUAGUUUAGGAGACAACAAAGUCUGAGAUUUAGCUCCUUGAGAAGUUAACUUUGUAAUUGGGUUAAGCUUUAAUGUCCCUGUUUUGAAAACAAAGAAAAUAUAAUUAAACCGUAUGGUUUGAGAAGUAAGCAAGGGGUUCGGUUUAAAAAAAAGAAAAAAAAAAGAAAGAAAAUCCUAUCUAGUGUAAUAGUUACCUCACUGGGCAAACUGCAAUGAUGCAUGAUAUAUGAUUAUUAUCAUUAUUUAUUAUUUUUAGUUCUUGUAGUAGUCAUUUUCAUUUUAACUGUACAUUUAUAAUUGUGACAUUUGAAUUUCAUUAAUAUGUUUUGGAGAAAGAAACAGCUAUGGUGCAUUAUAAAUAUAGUGUGCUUAUUGUUUGUGGUUAAUAUACCAUACCAUUGAUCUGCUUUUUAUCCGUUCCUCUUGUCUAUCUCUCUAUCUAUCUCCUGUGUGUGUACCUUUGUGUGGUAAUGAGUUGCGUAGCUCUGUGUGGUAAUGCCCAUCACUGGUAGCACACUUAAAGCAUAUUAUAUACUGUACCAACUCUUGAGUUCUGUAAUUCCCUGUGAAUCAGCUCUAUGCAUGUUGGUGUUUGUAAAUAUACCCAAUAAAAUAUUAAAAGAAACGAUGUGCAAAGAG